This is a messenger RNA of Tachyglossus aculeatus (Australian echidna), 1713 nucleotides long. RefSeq names its product tetratricopeptide repeat domain 22 (gene TTC22). The record is from RefSeq and is a predicted model, not a curated record. Gene Ontology annotation, molecular function: protein binding. The transcript is spliced from 7 exons. Lineage: Eukaryota; Metazoa; Chordata; Mammalia; Monotremata; Tachyglossidae. Bases 1 to 1713 code for a protein of 570 amino acids.
AUGGCUGCGGCGGCAUCGCCGCCGCCGCCCUUGGACGAUGUGUCCUCCGUCCUAGACGCCCUGGCCUACCUGCCCGGACACUUCCACCUGGACCUGAAGGUGAACGAGGAGCCCGUUGUCCCGGCCCCCCUGCGCGGCCGGGACCUGAAGCUCAAGCGGGACUGCCUGCGGGCCGAGCUGGGGGCCGGGGGGCCGCCGGGGGCCGGGGCCAACCUCCUGGGGGUCUUCGCCUUCCACCUGGACCAGCUGGCCGAGGCCCGGGACGCCUUCCUGGAGGUGGUCGGCGCCCAGCCCCGCAACCUCAACGCCUGGGCCAACCUGGCCGUCGUCUUGGACCGCCUGGGCCAGGAGGGAGAGGCGGCCCGCUGCGCCGAGACGCUGGCCGGCCUCAUGGGGCUGUCGUCGUCCGGGGGGCUGUCGUCCGGGGAGCCGGGGGAGCUGGCCCUCCGGGCGGCACGCUGCCUGGCAGAGCAGGGCUACGCUUACGCCUUCGACCUGGGCUUCGCCGACGACGCGGACCGGGCGGACAAGCUGUGCUCGGGCAUCGCGUUGUAUGAGCAGGCCCUGGCCUACGGGCGACAGGUGCCACUAGAGGAGAAGCGGAGCUGGUACUUCACCAUGGCCACCCUGCUCAUCCGGCUGGACGGGAUCUGGCUGAACCAGGGCCAGGCGGACGAGAAGCGGCUACCGUCCUUCAACCGGACCCUCCGCCUGCUCCAGCAAGUGGUGAAGUCAUCCAGCGUUCACCACCGAGCGCUGGGCUGGUGCUACCUAGGCAUGGUACUGGAGCGGACCCUGACCUUCGGGACCACGCCGAUGGGCGUGCACGACUGCGGCUACUCUGGGACUGACCCACUGGACUGCUACAGCAAGUCGAUCGAGCUGGCCAGGACGCAGCCCCACAUCCUGAACCGCCUGGCCAAGAUCUUCCACUUCCUGGGCAAGGACGACUUGGCCACUGGCACCUGCAACAUGGCACUGGACCUGCUGCCAGCGCCCGAAAAAAACUGGCAGACCUACUGCACCCGGGCCAAGAUCCACGUGAAGGCUUACCUGCGAGACCUGGAGAGAGCCAAGGCCGGGCUUGGGGGGCUGCCGGACCGCGGACACCUGUCCAGCGCCAAGGCCGACCUGGAGGGGGUUGUACGUGUGUGCCCAGGGCUCAAGGCCUUAGUGGACAUGGGCCAGGUGUACUACUACAUGGGCGUGGACGCCGUGCAGGAGCUGCUGACAGUGGACGAGGAGGCUCUGGACACGGCCCUGGUGUUCCUGGCCCGGGCGCUGGAGCUGGACCCGGGGGAUGCACUGCCCGAGGUGCAGCUGCUGCGGGGCAAGUGCCUACGCACCAAGGGCGAAGAGCGGAACGCGCUGCAGUGCUUCAAGCGUGCCAUCGAGCUGGACGACGCGGGCUCCGCGCUGACCGAGAGCUUCCGCUGCCUCAUGGAGACACUGCUCGGGCUGUUCGGUCAGGGCCGCCUGGGCGCCCGCGAGCUGGGCCGCGAGCUGGAUGUCUGGCUGGACGAGGCCGGGCGCAAGUACCCGUCCGGCCGGCUGCGGCGGGAGCUGCGCCUGGCAGUCCGGAGCCAUACCACCGAGGUGGUGGCCCUGGCUAAGGACCUGGUGGCCCAGGGACAGCUGGACCUGGUCCGGCUGCUGUUCGACACCGUGGGCGGCGGGCCGGACCGGCCGGCCGGGAGGUACCUCUCCGUCUGA